AUGCAGCACAUGAAGAAGCUGUGCGCAUCGGCGGCUCUGCUGUUCGCCGCGGCGAGUGCGGCGAGCGUCCACGCCAGGCAGAAUGUGACUGAAGAGAGAGUGACUGCCAAUAAUCUAUGCUACCCAGCAACAACUACUCUCUGGAGCACGACGACCUCAAUAAGCACUUGCUAUCUGACGGAGACAGAGACUGAAACUAUAACUUCUACGACAACUUGCUAUGAGACCGAGACCGAAACGGAAACUACAACUCAGACUACUACGACAACUGAGCAUGAUACUACCACUGUUUAUGUGACCAAGGAUGUCAUCACGACCGUCACUACAACUACUACUGACGAGGAGACUUUGAUUUCUACUGAAUAUAAGACACAAACUGCCACCACAAUCUUGACUACGUCGUAUCCCUAUUAUGUCACGGUAUGCGCAGGGCAAGUCACAUCGUAUCUUCUAGCCCGCCAAUAUGAGCCAAGUACGACAACAGUCGACACCACAAUUACUAUCACUUCCUGUCCGCCAAUUGUCACCGACUGUCCGGCGAACAGCGCAUCGACAUCUGCAAUCCCAACCUCGGGCUUCACAUGUGUGGUUUCAACUGUUUGGAGUACAGUGACUGAAACUUCGACAACCACCUUUACUCAGCCUGUAACAACGACGGCGACAACAACGGCGACGACGACAGAUACAACGACAGAUACGGUUACAACCACGACCAUUUACACUACAUUGGUGCCAACCACCACCACCGAGACCGUGACUUCAACGACUGUUUCGCCAACAACGUUGAUUGUUGAUCGCACAACCACAGAGGUAUCGUACGUGACCUCGACGUACGUCACCGUGUCGACUUACAUCACGAGCGUACCCACCACAAUAACUGAUACCAUUACGACCACAACAACUGCUAUCUCUAUCUCCGCGACGACAGAAAUAUCAGUCUCACCGACCACGGAGAUCUCAAUUUCGGCAACUACAACGACGGAGGAGGAGACUUCUUACAUAACUCUUGUAUCGACUACUACAUAUGUCACUGUUUCGAUCACGUCCAUCACCGACUCCGUAUUUAGCACCAGUACUUUCACCACGACAGAGCUGGUCACGACUACGCAACCAGCUGUGACGGUCACGACGCAGCUUCCGGGUACUACAAUUGUGACCACCGCUGUUAUCACGAGCGUUUCGGUUUGCCCAGUGCCUACCAACACGGCUCCCGUCGCUCCCUACGUAGUCGGCUCGGAUUUGACCUGGGGAUGUCGGCCUGGCACCGUAUGCAGCCCUGUUAAGCGGAACGGCUGCAAUGUCUGGGCAGAUCUACCAGACAAGGAGUAUGUCUGCGAGCCAGGACGUUGCAUACCAUCACCUGCAUACGAGGCCAUUACGUGGCCCGAGAACGCUACUGGAUACUACUACCCGCCUGUAGAAGGCUACUUCUAUCUAGAUCCAGAGGCCUUUGGCUUGAGCUACGAUAUCUUCGAGGAAGACGUAAUCGCCACAACCACGUGCGAUGAGUAUGGUCGGACUAUAACUACAACAAUCACUACUGGCAACUGGGAAUCUCAAAAAUCGUUGACUGAGUACCCACGGACGACGUCCUCAAGUGCACCGGCGUACCCGACGUACCCAGCGCAACAGAAGCGCUCACCUGUUGCGCUACUCCACAAGUGGUCCAAGAGAGACGACACGAUCCCUUCGAUGUGCUACCCCUCUUGUAACAAUGUAGUGGUCGAAGCCCAAAAUCGAGGUAAAAGUACCACCCUGUGUGCUACUGGUUCGGCUUUCAGACUUUACGUGGAAACCUGUGAUCGGUGCAUCACAAACAAUAGUGGUAACCAGAAACAACUUGGCUCUGAGGCUUAUCUUAAUUCCAAGUAUUCCCAGUAUCUCAACUACUGCGAUUCACAAACCGCCGGAGGCGGUUCGUCCUCUACAUCAGCUCAAGGAGUUGGCUCUGGCUCAGCUGCCGUCUCGACAGCUCCUCAAUCAUCAGCCAACACAGAGACUUCUCUCAUCCCGAUCGCGACAAACACUACGUCAAGCUCCUCGACAUCUGCCAUAUCUACGAGCUCAGCAGAGAUCCCAUCGACGACCCGAUCUGGAAGCGCCGGCGGAAGUACUACUGCUCCAGUGACCUCUUCUGCUAAUGCAACGACCUCGACGAGAGGCACAACGACCACCAGUGCUCCGGCAACCGUUAUCACAGCUGGAGCAUCGCAUGUGUCGUUGUAUGCCAGCUCGAGCUCACUCAUCUUCACUCUCCUGGCACUUAUCUUUGCCAUCUAA
Messenger RNA from Neoarthrinium moseri, 2280 nucleotides. RefSeq lists its product as uncharacterized. The record is from RefSeq and is a predicted model, not a curated record. NCBI's taxonomy places the organism in Eukaryota, Fungi, Ascomycota, Sordariomycetes, Amphisphaeriales, Apiosporaceae. The transcript has 5 exons. Bases 1 to 2280 code for a protein of 759 amino acids.